Messenger RNA from Neoarius graeffei (lesser salmon catfish), 878 nucleotides. It is a transcript of the gene terb2, whose product is annotated as telomere repeat binding bouquet formation protein 2. NCBI's taxonomy places the organism in Eukaryota, Metazoa, Chordata, Actinopteri, Siluriformes, Ariidae. The record is from RefSeq and is a predicted model, not a curated record. Gene Ontology annotation, biological process: meiotic attachment of telomere to nuclear envelope; homologous chromosome pairing at meiosis. Gene Ontology annotation, cellular component: nuclear inner membrane. The transcript has 7 exons. Bases 117 to 767 code for a protein of 216 amino acids.
AACCCGGUCAGCGCGAGCAGCUCGCUGUAAAUACUUUACCUGAAGUAAAUAUUGACGGUCAAAACCAAUUAUUUAGAAAUGAACAACUGUUAGAUAACACAUUUUAGUGCAGAAAUAUGUUUAAAAACAAAUCAGCUUGGUUCUCAGACAGUGUAAAGAGAGACUUUCCCAGGUUUUGGGGGUCUCAGGGAGGCGCUCUGUCCGACUGGAAAACAGCCGAUUACCUGUUCAGCGACGACGCUUCCUGUCCGGACACCGAGAGAAUCCAUACGAGUGAAGAGUAUGCGACGGACAGAGCCACGGUAUUUCACAGCACUUAUCUGUCCACCUGUAGGCUGCGGCACAGCACCAAAUCCGUGCCUCUCGGUCAUUAUCUACUGCCUCCUGUUUCUGUACAAAGAGAGGUGAAAGCCAAGAUCGGAAGGUUCAUCUGGGAGCAGGAUGAGAUGCUAGGAGUGCAUAUGCCAUGUGGAAACAGAAGCACUGAGCAGAGCCUGAACAUUCAGCCUGAUGCUACAGGAAGUCAGUCAGAGAAAGGAAAGAAAAGGCAGGAGAACUGCAUGAACACAUCUCCAUUCACGGAGAAAUCAGUUUGUUGCGAGGCGCAGCUCUAUCCAGUGAACAACAUGGUUUCAGGUUAUGUCCAUAUUGACCAGCUCAAGAAGUUCUCCGGAGAGCUGCGGGACUUCCUUCCAUCCCGCUCGGGUUACUCGGUCUCGAGAUCUCGCAGCAAGAAAUUUCCUCAUCGAUACAAAAACGGACACUGACGGAACAUUUUAACUCAUUAUAAAAGCUGGACAAACUAGAAAUUAGUUUUUACACAGAAAAAUGGACAGUAAGACAGACUGUAAAUAUGAAAUAUUAUCCAAUCUACACAA